This is a messenger RNA of Cinara cedri, 312 nucleotides long. NCBI's taxonomy places the organism in Eukaryota, Metazoa, Arthropoda, Insecta, Hemiptera, Aphididae. The record is from the annotation of a GenBank genome assembly.
AUGCUUAGGCUGGUAUCACGGGAUGGCGGGAGCCCACGUUGCCCCGAGCAUCUUGGGGUGGCGGCCCGUCACGACGGCCGACUUCCGGUCUUGGCCGGAUUCCGGCCGACGGCGGAAUGGUGGUAUCGUGGUGGCUGUCACUGGAGUGGCUAUGUGGUUAUGGGUCAUGCUGACUCGAGGAAAGCUCUAGGUCGAACGGGCUCGCAAGCAGCCACGGCUGCGAACCGGGGUAUCUCUCUGAAGCCUACUCAGUCUAUCGGCGGACUAACACCACACCGAAGGUUGCCCGUGGCCAAAAACGGAAAGCAGUGA